GGCGAUUGCCGCUGAGGUGAGGUGCGAGGCGGAGCGCGCGACGGCUGACUCCAGGAGAUUUGAGCUACCAGCAUAUAGGGAGUGGUUGAGGCUGCAGGUGUGGAUGACAUUGCCCACAGACAGCAGAGUGACAGUAGCAGUGGAUUGAGGCUGCAGGCAACAAGACCAAAACCACAAAAGCACCUCCAGGGCAAGAGGAGGAAGCCAAGAGAAGAAGGGCACAGAGGAUGUAAGUCAGAAUAUAGCAGAAAAUGUCCACUGAACGAACUUCUUGGACAAGUUUGUCCACUAUUCAGAAAAUAGCACUGUGCCUUGGGAUCCCAGCCAGUGCAACGGUUGCCUAUAUCCUAUACCGCAGAUAUAGGGAAGGCAGAGAAGAGCGCUUGACAUUUGUUGGGGAGGAUGACAUUGAAAUAGAGAUGCGAGUUCCCCAGGAGGCCGUAAAGCUCAUCAUUGGCCGGCAAGGAGCCAAUAUCAAACAGCUGCGGAAACAGACAGGCGCUCGGAUUGACGUGGACACGGAGGAUGUAGGUGAUGAGCGGGUGCUGCUGAUCAGCGGGUUUCCUGUUCAGGUGUGCAAGGCCAAAGCAGCCAUCCACCAGAUCCUGACGGAGAACACCCCCGUGUCCGAGCAGCUCUCAGUUCCGCAGAGAUCCGUGGGCAGGAUCAUAGGGAGGGGUGGUGAGACCAUUCGUUCAAUCUGUAAGGCCUCUGGAGCCAAAAUUACCUGUGACAAAGAAUCAGAAGGGACGCUACUGCUAUCAAGGCUUAUAAAAAUCUCUGGAACACAGAAGGAAGUGGCAGCAGCCAAGCAUUUGAUACUGGAGAAAGUUUCCGAAGACGAAGAACUUCGGAAGAGGAUUGCUCAUUCUGCAGAAACCAGAGUCCUACGCAAGCAGCCCAUCAGUGUGAGGAGAGAGGAAGCGCUGGAGUCUGGUGGAGCUGGAGUGCCGGCUCUGUGGGAAAGUGCUGCGCCAGAGCCGGAGCCGCUGGGAGCUCUUCCCCAAAAAGGAGGCGGUGACAUGACUGUUGAAGGGCCAGAAGAUGCUUGGGAGAAAUGCAGUGGUGACAGCUUUCAGAAGUCUGGAGCCCAGACCAGUCCAGAGAUGUCCAUGUUUGAAAUCCCUAGUCCUGACUUCAGUUUCCAUGCCAAUGAGUUCCUGGAGGUCUACGUCUCUGCCUCCGAGCACCCUAACCACUUCUGGAUCCAGAUCAUUGGUUCCCGCAGUCUGCAGCUGGAUAAGCUGGUCAAUGAGAUGACCCAGCACUAUGAGAACAGUCUACCUGAAGACCUGACUGUGCAUGUGGGAGACAUUGUAGCAGCACCUUUACCUACAAAUGGUUCCUGGUAUCGAGCUCGGGUCCUUGGCACUUUGGAGAAUGGGAACCUGGACCUGUACUUCGUUGACUUUGGAGAUAAUGGAGAUUGCCCGCUGAAGGACCUCCGGGCACUCCGAAGCGACUUCCUAAGCCUUCCAUUUCAAGCAAUAGAAUGUAGUCUGGCACGGAUCGCCCCCUCAGGUGAACAGUGGGAAGAGGAAGCUUUGGAUGAGUUUGACAGACUCACUCACUGUGCUGACUGGAAGCCCCUUGUGGCUAAGAUCUCCAGCUAUGUCCAGACUGGGAUCGCAACUUGGCCCAAGAUUUACUUAUAUGAUACCAGCAAUGGGAAGAAAAUUGAUAUUGGGUUAGAAUUAGUUCGUAAAGGAUAUGCAGUUGAGCUUCCCGAAGACGUGGAAGAAAACAGAGCCGUCCCAGACAUGUUGCACGAUGUGGCCCCAGAAACGGACGUCUCUCUUGGCAGCAUGCUCACUGAGACCAAGAAGAGCCCUGGAGAAAUAGCAGACACCCUGUCCUGCCUCAGCUUGUCAGAAGCUCCCUCUGUGUUUGGUGAUGAUAAUCUUGAAGAGGACUAUUUACUCUGAAGUCAGCUCCAGCCAUCUGCUCUGCCACGAUUUGUGCCUAGAGAGAGGAGCCUAUGAUAAAGGGAUCUGUGCAGUCCUUCCUCCAUGACAUACAUGAUCUGGCUAGCUGUGGACCAAAUGCGUGCUCUCCUGUUGACUACCAGAAAGAGUGUGGGGUACAGCACGGGACAAGUGCAUGUCCCUUCUCCACCCACCCAACCCCGUCUUCUUCCAGAGUGUGCUUCCAGGCUGCUCAGCAUCUGGUCCACUGCUGUCUGCUGGCGGUUACUGUAUGCUUCUGCAAGGCUGUGUCCUUUUUGAGGUUGGAAAGCAGCCAGGGGUUGGUCACUGGAAGUGAUGAUUCUGCAGACUUCUGACUCACCUCCUCGGGUGACUCUGUUACAGGAGGUUUUUGAGUGGCUAGCUCAAAGACCACAGUUGAGUUGGGAGGCACAGGCAAAAGUCAGUAGGAUUAUAUUUAAAAGCCUCAGGAAAUAGGAGGAGAAUACUGCCUCCCAGCCUCAACUGCUGCUAGGUUAUUGGAGGUAGGUUUUUUCAAAGUGUUCCAGCCAUUUCCAUGUUAACUUUGGUUAAGUACAAGUUAGACAAGGAGAGAGCGGCUCAGGAAAUACUCCUAAGUGCUAGUGUAGUGUCUGUAUACACACACACCUUCAUAAAGUGAAGGAGAACUUCCAUAGCUGUUUAAAUCAUUUGGGGGGUUCUUUGGUGAAUAAAGUUCUCAAGAAAAUGAUCUAAAACUAAAUGUUGGGUGAAUCAAGGUAGACGCAGAACUGUAUAUUCUGAACCUAAACCUGGUGGAAUUUGCCACACACCUUAUAUGGAGGGCCCAUCUUUAAAGCAAGUGUCCAUCCCAUGCACAGAUCCUAUUCUUUCCCUAAAGGUAUUUCAGAAUUAAACAUUCACUAAGAACUAGACCAGUUUAGGUUUGGGCUUUGUAAAUGAGGACCCCACCCAAACUAGGUACUUGGAAGGGGCCCGAGUUCUGGUAAGUCUCCUGUGACCUCACUGGAAGCCUUUCGGGAGCCCUGUCUCCACGUGCCCCUGCAUCGUGGCCAGCGCCAUGCGGCCAGCAAGAGCUGUGGGGAAGACUGGGCAGCAGGGGUUGUAAGAGUGUGUGCGUGGGUGGGGAGGACAGUGGCCGAUGAACAGGGAGGGAUCUGUAAGAUGAACUGCAGAACUUAAAACUGACACACAAGGAUGCCCUGUGCCGAGUUUUGUUUUUCCAACUUAGGAAUUAUUAGGGAGGCCUCGACAUAUACUGCCUGGGUUUCCCAUUGCCAGUUUUCAAGUUUUAUUUUCUCAGGAAAAUCUCAGUACCGUGUAUGAGAGAAAGGCUCCAAUGAAGAGCAGCUCUUAUGAGUUUUGGGAUCUCAGAUGAAUCCAUGAAGGGCUGCCAUUGAUUUGACCAGGGUUCGGACCUUGGCCACAGUGAACUCACCCCCAAAGCAGGCCAGCAGGGUCAUGAGGUCUACUAGUCUGUCACCAGGCUCCUUAGCCCCUUGGCCUUUGCCCUUAAGUUAAAAGGAGCCCUGAUGUAAAUCACGCAUAGGACUUGUCGCUCAGGAAAAUGAGUGGUGCCUUGUUCAUAGCUGUGGCUUCUUACUAUGCACAAAUGGCUGUUCCUUUUAUGUGGCUGUUAUGUCCCAUCAGCUCACAUCCCAGGUGGAUGGGCUGCAACACACCCCUGCCCUGCCCUUGUUGUCUGGAAUGCCCUCUUCUAGCUCUUAUUUCUUAUUUUGUCUUUUGAAAUCCUCCCCUUGAGCCAAGGUUGUGGGAUCCAGGUACCUUCUUGGAUUUCUUCCACAUCCAAGGAGAAGGAAUUUGUACUUGUCUCUAAUUUGAACUGAAGUACAUGAAGUAAAAACUCCCAACAAGGCUUAAGUGUUUCUGAA
This is a messenger RNA of Suricata suricatta (meerkat), 3817 nucleotides long. RefSeq names its product tudor and KH domain containing (gene TDRKH). Lineage: Eukaryota; Metazoa; Chordata; Mammalia; Carnivora; Herpestidae. Bases 252 to 1925 code for a protein of 557 amino acids. Gene Ontology annotation, molecular function: RNA binding. The transcript has 15 exons. The record is from RefSeq and is a predicted model, not a curated record. Gene Ontology annotation, biological process: spermatogenesis.